GCGUUGGCUUUACAAAGAUCAACUCUUCAUGGAUGCUAAAACAAUUCGUCUCUAUUUUGCUUUACUUGUCCUCCACAGAUUAACACUUUGUACUUCUACAGACACCAUCACCAUUAACCAAACCUUAAGAGAAGGAGACCUUCUGGUUUCCAAACAAAACAAGUUUGCACUGGGAUUUUUUAGCCCUGGCAAUUCCAGCUAUAGAUAUCUUGGAAUUUGGUUUUAUAAGAUAUCAUUACAAACUCAUACUGUUGUGUGGGUGGCCAACAGGGACAAUCCAAUCAAUGGUUCUGCAGGUUUUCUCUCCAUCAACCAAUAUGGCAACCUUGUUCUCUAUGGUAAUAGAGAUGAAAAGUUUCCGAUAUGGUCUGCAAAUGUUUCAGUGGAUUUAGCAAAUACUUGUGUAGCUCAGCUCUUUGAUUCAGGAAACUUCGUUCUCUUCCAAGGUUCAAGAAGAAUAUUUGUAUGGCAGAGCUUUGAUCAUCCUACUAAUACCAUGCUACCAGGAAUGCGGCUUGGGCUCGACAAGAGAACAGGUCUCAACCGGUUCCUGACUUCCUGGAAAUCAACAGAUGAUCCUGGAAUCGGUGACUACUCUCUGAAGCUCAACCUAGUUGGCUCACCACAAUUUUUUCUUUAUGAUGGUUCCAAACCUUUCUGGAGAGGCACGCCAUGGCCGUGGAGGACACCAGAUAUAUACAACUACAGCUACGUUAAUAGUGAAGAAGAAAUAACCUUUUCCUACUCUCAUGACGACAGCUCUGUUCUCUUCCAAUUGAUGGUGCAUGAAUCAGGAAUGCUUAUGUGGGUUUCAAGGCGUGAAAGUGAUGCUAAUUGGAAGGAGUUCUGGUCAGGAUCCAAGUAUCGUUGUGACUCUUAUGGACGCUGCGGUGCUAACAGUAUAUGCGAUCCUAGACAUCUCAAUGAAUUUGAAUGUUCUUGUUUACCUGGAUAUGAACCCAAGUUCCCAAGAAACUGGUUUAGGAUGAGAGAUGGAUCGGGUGGCUGUGUUAGAAAGCGAUUGAAAUCUUCAUCAGUGUGUGGGCAAGGGGAAGGGUUUGUGAAAGUGCCUCAAGUUAAGGUUCCUGAUACUUCAACAGCAGUUUGGGUGAAUAUGAGUAUGUCCCGUGUGGACUGUGAACAAGAAUGCUACAAAGAUUGUUCAUGUUCUGCAUAUGCCAGCAUAAAAAUUCCAGGGAAAGAUGUUGCCUGCUUGGCUUGGUAUGGGGAUUUGAUGGACAUAGUGGAUCUUAUGGAUCAUAGCGGCUACGAUGUUUAUGUCCGAGUCGACGCAAUUGAAUUAGCUGAGAUUGAGAGAUCAAAUGGUUUUCUUGAAAUGAAGGGGAUGCUGGCCUUUCUGAUAGUUUCAGUUUCAUCAGCCUGGUUUGUCAUCAUCAUAUUUGCCUAUUUGUGGCUGAGGAAGAGAAAGAAAAGAGUAAAGAACAAAUCCAACAGGAGAUUGUUUGAUUCUAUAAAUGGUCCACACUACCACAAAGAUAAUUUUGAAGCGGAUGACAUCCAGACAAGCAGGAGUCAUACAGACUUGGCAUUUUUCAACCUUAGCACCAUAUCUGCUGCCACUGAUAAUUUUUCUCAAGCUAACAAGAUUGGACAAGGUGGCUUUGGUUCUGUUUAUAAGGGUCAGCUAACUAAUGGAAAGGAGGUUGCUGUAAAAAGGCUAUCAAAAAAUUCGGGGCAAGGAGCAGAAGAAUUUAAAAAUGAAGCUAUGUUGAUGGCCAAGCUUCAACAUAGGAAUCUUGUGAAACUUUUAGGAUGUUGCGUUCAGGAAGAAGAGCGAAUUUUGAUUUAUGAAUACUUGUCAAAUGGAAGUUUGGACUUGUUUCUCUUUGAUACAACAAGAAGUUCAUUCCUGAAUUGGAGUAAACGUUAAAUCAUAGUUGGAAUUGCACGUGGAAUUUUAUAUCUUCACCAGGACUCAAGGUGGCGAAUCAUCCACAGAGACUUAAAAAGUAGCAACAUCCUCUUAGAUGCAGAGCUGAAUCCAAAAAUUUCAGAUUUUUGAAUGGCUAGAAUACUCGAAGAUGACCAGAUACAACACAAGACACAUAGAGUUGUAGGGACAUAUGGCUACAUGUCGCCAGAGUAUGCCGUGUUAGGAAAAUUUUCAGUAAAGUCCGAUGUAUUCAGCUUUGGUGUAAUAUUGUUGGAGAUUAUAAGUGGGAAGAAAAGCAAUGGCUUCCAUCAAGAGGAUCCUUCCCUAACCUUGAUAGGACAUGUGUGGGAGCUAUGGCAAGAAGACAAAGCAAUGGAGAUAGUUGACUCAACAUUAAAGGAAUCAUACAAUUCCCAUGAAGUGUUGAAAUGUAUUCACAUUGCACUCUUGUGUGUGCAAGAAGAUGCAGUGGACAGACCAACUAUAUCAGCAAUCAUUGUCAUGUUAGAUAGUGAAAUCUCUCUUCCUUGUCCAAAACAACCAGCUUUCAUUUUCAGAACUUCUUGCAACAGUUCACCAAUAUGGGAAGGACCAAGUUCUGUGAAUGAAAUGUCAAUCACUGAAACUGUAGCUCGCUAUCUCCCUUCUGAUUAUUAUAACAAGACAUUGGCUAAAUUGGUCGGGACUUUUGUUAGCCACUAUAAAGAGUAUGAUAUGAAGAAUGGUUCAGCUAUGUUGCCGGACCCUAUGAGAGUUAAAGUUUAUUUGGACAUUCAGCAGCUUUUGAAACGGCGGAAGAAGUUUAUUGGAGAUGAUGGUACUGUGUUUACUGCUUUCUGUGACUUGCGCCUGAGGUUGAAGAAAGAAGAUAUCAAGUUUAGUUGGGAGUAUGCCUUGUUAGGAAAAUUUUCAGUAAAGUCCGAUGUAUUCAGCUUUGGUGUAAUAUUGUUGGAGAUUAUAAGUGGGAAGAAAAGCAAUGGCUUCCAUCAAGAGGAUCCUUCCCUAACCUUGAUAGGACAUGUGUGGGAGCUAUGGCAAGAAGACAGAGCAAUGGAGAUAGUUGACUCAACAUUAAAGGAAUCAUACAAUUCCCAUGAAGUGUUGAAAUGUAUUCACAUUGCACUCUUGUGUGUGCAAGAAGAUGCUGUGGACAGACGAACUAUAUCAGCAAUCAUUGUCAUGUUAGAUAGUGAAAUCUCUCUUCCUUGUCCAAAACAACCAGCUUUCAUUUUCAGAACUUCUUGCAACAGUUCACCAAUAUGGGAAGGACCAAGUUCUGUCAAUGAAAUGUCGAUCACUGAAACUCGUUGGCUUUACAAAGAUCAACUCUUCAUGGAUGCUAAAACAAUUCGUCUCUAUUUUGCUUUACUUGUACUCCACAGAUUAACACUUUCUACUUCCACAGACACCAUCAGCAUUAGCCAAACCUUCAGAGAAGGAGACCUUCUGGUUUCCAAACAAAACAAGUUUGCACUGGGAUUUUUUAGCCCUGGCAAUUCCAGCUAUAGAUAUCUUGGAAUUUGGUUUUAUAAGAUAUCAUUUCAAACUGAUACUGUUGUGUGGGUGGCCAACAGGGACAAUCCAAUCACUGGUUCUGCAGGUUUUCUCUCCAUCAACAAAUAUGGCAACCUUGUUCUCUAUGGUAAUAAAGAAGAAAAGUUUCCAAUAUGGUCUGCAAAUGUUUCAGUGGAUUUAGCAAAUACUUGUGUAGCUCAGCUCUUUGAUUCAGGAAACUUUGCUCUCUUCCAAGGUUCAAGAAGAGUAAUUGUAUGGCAGAGCUUUGAUCAUCCUACUAAUACCUUGCUACCAGGAAUGCGGCUUGGGCUCGACAAGAGAACAGGUCUCAACCGGUUCCUGAAUUCCUGGAAAUCAACAGAUGAUCCUGGAAUCGGUGACUACUCUCUGAAGCUCAACCCAGUUGGCUCACCAGCAUUUUUUCUGUACGAUGGUUCCAAACCUUACUGGAGAGGCACGCCAUGGCCGUGCGGAAGACCAGAUAUAUUCAACUACAGCUACGUUAAUAGUGAAGAGGAAAUAUUCUUUUCCUACUCUCAUGACGACAGCUCUGUUCUCUUCCAAUUGAUGGUCCAUGAAUCAGGAACGCUUCUGUGGGUUUCAAGGCGUGAAAGUGAUGCUAAUUGGAAGGAGUUCUGGUCAGCCUCCAAGUAUCGUUGUGACUCUUAUGGACGCUGCGGUGCUAACAGUGUAUGCGAUCCUAAAAAUGUCAAUAUAUAUGAAUGUUCUUGUUUACCUGGUUACGAACCCAAGUUCCCAAGAAACUGGUUUCCGAUGAGAGAUGGAUCGGGUGGCUGUGUUAGAAAGCGAUUGAAAUCUUCAUCAGUGUGUGGGCAAGGGGAAGGGUUUGUGAAAGUGCCUCAAGUUAAGAUUCCUGAUACUUCAACAGCAGUUUGGGUGAAUAUGAGUAUGUCCCGUGUGGACUGUGAACAAGAAUGCUACAAAGAUUGUUCAUGCUCUGCCUAUGCCAGCAUAAAAAUUCCAGGGGAAGCUGUUGCCUGCUUGGCUUGGUAUGGGGAUUUGAUGGACAUAGUGGAUCUUAUGGAUCAUAGCGGCUACGAUAUUUAUGUUCGAGUUGAUGCAAUUGAAUUAGCUGAGAUUGAGAGAUCAAAUGGUUUUCUUGAAAUGAAGGGGAUGCUGGCUUUUCUGGUAGUUUCAGUUUCGUCAGCAUGGUUUGUCAUCAUCUUAUUUGUCUACUUGUGGCUGAGGAAGAGAAAGAAAAGAGUAAAGAACAAAUCCAACAGGAGAUUGUUUGAUUCUAUAAAUGGUCCACACUAUCACAAAGAUAAUUUUGAAGCGGAUGACAUCCAGACAAGCAGGAGUCAUACAGACUUAGCAUUUUUCAACCUUAGCACCAUAUCUGCUGCCACUGAUAAUUUUUCUCAAGCUAACAAGAUUGGACAAGGUGGCUUUGGUUCUGUUUAUAAGGGUCAGCUAACUAAUGGAAAGGAGGUUGCUGUAAAAAGGCUAUCAAAAAAUUCGGGGCAAGGAGCAGAAGAAUUUAAAAAUGAAGCUAUGUUGAUAGCCAAGCUUCAACAUAGGAAUCUUGUGAAACUUUUAGGAUGUUGCAUUCAGGAAGAAGAGCGAAUUUUGAUUUAUGAAUACUUGUCAAAUGGAAGUUUGGACUUGUUUCUCUUUGAUACAACAAGAAGUUCAUUCUUGAAUUGGAGUAAACGUUACAAAAUUAUAGUUGGAAUCGCACGUGGAAUCUUAUAUCUUCACCAAGACUCAAGGUGGCGAAUCAUCCAUAGAGACUUAAAAAGCAGCAACAUCCUCUUAGAUGCAGAGAUGAAACCAAAAAUAUCAGAUUUUGGAACCGCUAGAAUACUUGAAGAUGACCAGAUACAACACAAGACACAUAGAGUUGUUGGGACAUAUGGCUACAUGUCGCCAGAGUAUGCCGUGUUAGGAAAAUUUUCAGUAAAGUCUGAUGUAUUCAGCUUUGGUGUAAUAUUGUUGGAGAUUAUAAGUGGGAAGAAAAGCAAUGGCUUCCAUCAAGAGGAUCCUUCCCUAACCUUGAUAGGACAUGUGUGGGAGCUAUGGCAAGAAGACAGAGCACUGGACAUAGUUGAUUCAACAUUAAAGGAAUCAUACAAUUCCCAUGAAGUAUUGAAAUGUAUUCACAUUGCACUGUUAUGUGUGCAAGAAGAUGCAAUGGACAGGCCAACAACAUCAGCAAUCAUUGUCAUGUUGGAUAGUGAAAUCACUCUUCCUUGUCCAAAACAACCUGCUUUCAUUUUCAGAAAUUCUCGCAACAGUUCACCAAUAUGGGAAGGACCAAGUUCUGUCAAUGAAGUGUCGAUCACUGAAACUGUAGCUCGCUAAUUGAAGCGAACUUGCUCUCAUAGACUUAGCUAAUUUUACUUGUAAAUGAAUUGAAGCAAACUGCCGUCAAAUUGGCGGGGACUCAUAUUUCUUUGAAGACUCAGAAAACA
Molecule: messenger RNA, 5844 nt
Organism: Manihot esculenta (cassava)
Lineage: Eukaryota; Viridiplantae; Streptophyta; Magnoliopsida; Malpighiales; Euphorbiaceae
Biological process (GO): protein phosphorylation; recognition of pollen
Molecular function (GO): ATP binding; protein kinase activity
Source: RefSeq, a predicted model, not a curated record